Molecule: messenger RNA, 1884 nt
Organism: Mandrillus leucophaeus (drill)
Lineage: Eukaryota; Metazoa; Chordata; Mammalia; Primates; Cercopithecidae
Gene: FUCA1
Product: fucosidase, alpha-L- 1, tissue
Exons: 8
Coding region: 1-1248 (415 amino acids)
Biological process (GO): fucose metabolic process; glycoside catabolic process
Cellular component (GO): lysosome
Molecular function (GO): alpha-L-fucosidase activity
Source: RefSeq, a predicted model, not a curated record
AUGGACCUCUUAAAUGUGAGUUCUCCGCACACACUGGGCCUUGCUCACCUCCACGAUUUAACCUCGCAGUUAAAUCCCUUUUCAAGGUUUUUAUUCGUCCUUCAGCGAAGCGCUGUCAACGCCUCCCUACGUCUUUCCGGGUUGGAGUACCAGAGGGCGCUCCUCCCACCCGAAGAGGAAGCGACUCGGGCCAACCUAUCCGGGUUGUCCCACCCCUUUUUCCUUCCGGGCCAAUCGUAUGUAGUUUUGACGACAAAGCAUCAUGAAGGCUUCACAAACUGGCCGAGUCCUGUGUCUUGGAACUGGAACUCCAAGGAUGUGGGGCCUCAUCGGGAUUUGGUUGGUGAAUUGGGAACAGCUCUCCGNNUAAGGAACAUCCGCUAUGGACUAUACCACUCACUCUUAGAGUGGUUCCAUCCACUCUAUCUACUUGAUAAGAAAAAUGGCUUCAAAACGCAGUAUUUUGUCGGUGCAAAAACAAUGCCAGAGCUGUACGACCUUGUUAACAGCUAUAAACCUGAUCUGAUCUGGUCUGAUGGGGAGUGGGAAUGUCCUGAUACUUACUGGAACUCCACAAAUUUUCUUUCCUGGCUCUACAAUGAUAGCCCCGUCAAGGAUGAGGUGGUAGUAAAUGACCGAUGGGGUCAGAACUGUUCCUGUCACCAUGGAGGAUACUAUAACUGUGAAGAUAAAUUCAAGCCACAGAGCUUGCCAGAUCACAAGUGGGAGAUGUGCACCAGCAUUGACAAGUUUUCCUGGGGCUAUCGUCGUGACAUGGCAAUGUCUGAUGUUACAGAAGAAUCUGAAAUCAUUUCGGAACUGGUUCAGACAGUCAGUUUGGGAGGCAACUAUCUUCUGAACAUUGGACCAACCAAAGAUGGAUUGAUUGUUCCCAUCUUCCAAGAAAGACUUCUUGCUCUUGGGAAAUGGCUGAGCAUCAACGGAGAGGCCAUCUAUGCCUCCAAACCGUGGCGGGUGCAAUGGGAAAAGAACACAACAUCUGUAUGGUAUACCUCAAAGGGAUCAGCUGUUUAUGCCAUUUUUCUGCAUUGGCCAGAAAAUGGAGUCUUAAACCUUGAAUCUCCCAUAACUACCUCAACUACGAAGAUAAUGAUGCUGGGAAUUCAAGGAGAUCUGAAGUGGUCCACAGAUCCAGAUAAAGGUCUCCUCAUCUCUCUGCCCCAGUUGCCACCCUCUGCUGUUCCUGCAGAGUUUGCUUGGACUAUAAAGCUGACAGGAGUGAAGUAAUCAUUUGAGUGCAAGAAGAAAGAGGCGCUGCCUGCUGUUUUGCUGCUUCAGUUUUCCUCUUAUAAUAUCAUCACUAUCAACGAACUUCUCUGCUCCACCCAGAGAUGGCUUCUCCAACGCAUUUUAAUCAAAGGAACUGAGUACAUUACUCCGAUGUCUUAAUGGACCAAAGAUCUGAGAUCCAUUGCGAUUAUAUCUGUAUCAGGUCAGCAGAAGAAGGGACUGAGCAGUUAAACUCUGAGUUCAUCAAUUCUAAUAUUUGAAAUUAUCUACAAUGGAAUCUUCCCUCUGUUCUCUGAUAACCUACUUGCUUACUCAAUGCCUUUCAGCCAAGUCACCCUGUUGCCUAUGGGAGGAGGUGGAAAGGAUUUGGCAAGCUCAGCCACAUGCUAUUUAGUUAGCAUCAGUUGUCACCAACACUAUGCAAAGGGCAGGAGAGCCUUGGGGGAAAGGAAAAGGCUAACCAAGCUGCUAUGGUCAACUCUUCAGAAAUUUCCAGAGCAAUCUAAGAGCACCAAACAAAAUUCGCUAUGUUUACAGUGAUACUAUUAAGAAAAUGAAUGUGAUUCUGCUCUGUCUUUUUAAAUAUGAUCAAAUAAAAAAAAGUGUGCAUCACAUCAUUUCUACCAAAAAAAA